AUGUCCCUUCUUCGAGUCGGUCAGGUUCUCCGAGGGAAAUUGGGCCAAUACAUCGUCACAAAACAGAUUCAAGAGACAGUAUGGUUUGCCAAGAACCAGAUUAAAGACACAGUUGUUGUCAAAGGUGUUGAAGACCAUCCACGAGUCGCGAAUGAGCGCGAUGUUUUGAAACGUUUCCAGAACCGAACUCCCUGUCUGAGGCCUUUGAUUGAUGAAAUCCACGAUCCAUCUAGACCGGAAAUCAUUGUUCUGAGACAUCUAGACGACCAUCUUCUAAACUCCUCGAUGACAAAGCCCCUUAGUCGAGCUGAGCUGAAGUAUGUAGCUAAGCAUGUCCUAGAAGCACUAAAUGUUCUUCAUGAAAAUGGCUACGUACAUACAGAUGUAAAGCCCGAUAAUGUCUUUGUGAACUAUCAAGAAGGAGAGAUUCGGUUCUCUCAAGUCCAACUUGGGGAUCUAGGAAGCACUUGUCCUUCUUCUAGUGAGAUUGCCACACAGGGCAUACCAAUUGGUGCGCCAAUUUGGACAAGCCCUGAAGUGAUUAUGGAGACUCCGUGGAACACAGCGUCAGACAUUUGGUCCUUUGGCUCUAUGCUUAUCAGUCUUAUUUACGGCGGUAACUUCAACCUGUUCCGUCCCCGAACGGUUCCAUAUGGCCACGAAGAGUAUAACCUAGAAGUUUUGAAACAGCAAUUCCGCUACUUCGGACCCUUCCCUAUCAAAUAUGCAGAAAUUAUAGGUCCGGAAACAGCUGCUGCAAUCGCAUACAUAAUGCAUGAGAUUCCAAGAGCCCAGCUAACGCCGUUUUCAUGCACAACCGAGCGCGAAGUUUCCAGGGCAGAUAAGGAAUUUAUCUGUAAGAUUAUGAUGAUGGAUUGGAGAGACAGACCGACUGCAAAGCAGCUUCUCAAGGAUGACUGGUUUCAAGAGGAACGUUAA
This is a messenger RNA of Penicilliopsis zonata CBS 506.65, 939 nucleotides long. RefSeq lists its product as hypothetical. Lineage: Eukaryota; Fungi; Ascomycota; Eurotiomycetes; Eurotiales; Aspergillaceae. Bases 1 to 939 code for a protein of 312 amino acids. The record is from RefSeq and is a predicted model, not a curated record. Gene Ontology annotation, molecular function: protein kinase activity; ATP binding. Gene Ontology annotation, biological process: protein phosphorylation. The transcript is spliced from 4 exons.